AUGGAUGAUGAUCGACCGAUAUCUGUCACUGAACACUCUGUCGCAAGAAAGCUUUUAGAGCUAAAUGCUUCUCGUUCCAGUGGUCCCGACAACCUCCCUAACUGGGUACUUAAAAAUUUUGCGUAUAUUCUAGCGGCCCCAAUUGCUGAUAUCCCAAAUACUUCGUUCUUGGAAUGUAAUGUUCCUGACGCAUGGAAACUUGCCAAUGUCUGUCCUCUGUCUAAGGCAUCUUCUAUCUGCAUCAUCAAUGAGGAUUUAAGACCAAUCUCUCUAACACCAACCCUCUCAAAAGUUGCUGAGAGCUUCAUCAUAGACAUUGCGUUGAAACCUGUUCUACUACCUAUUAUCGACCCAGGCAUAUUUGGGUUCAUCCCAGGAUCGUCAACUACUCUAGCACUAAUCUCUAUGUUCCAUCAUUGGUUACAAGCUACUGACGGCACCGCAUCCACCGUAAGAACCAUACUUUUAGAUUUCCGCAGAGCUUUUGACUUGGUGGACCAUAAUAUUUUGGUCGCCAAACUGUUUAGUAUAGGCGUAAAACCCACGGCCGUCAAUUGGAUAAUUGAUUUCCUAAGACACAGAAAGCAGAGGGCUAAACUAAAUAACAUCGUUUCCGAUUGGCUUGACGUCCCAGCAGGAGUGCCUCAAUGA
This is a messenger RNA of Paramuricea clavata, 651 nucleotides long. NCBI's taxonomy places the organism in Eukaryota, Metazoa, Cnidaria, Anthozoa, Malacalcyonacea, Plexauridae. The record is from the annotation of a GenBank genome assembly.